Messenger RNA from Lytechinus variegatus (green sea urchin), 1999 nucleotides. It is a transcript of the gene rangap1, whose product is annotated as ran GTPase-activating protein 1-like. Bases 89 to 1804 code for a protein of 571 amino acids. Gene Ontology annotation, biological process: signal transduction; nucleocytoplasmic transport; activation of GTPase activity. Gene Ontology annotation, cellular component: perinuclear region of cytoplasm; cytosol; nucleus. Gene Ontology annotation, molecular function: small GTPase binding; GTPase activator activity. NCBI's taxonomy places the organism in Eukaryota, Metazoa, Echinodermata, Echinoidea, Temnopleuroida, Toxopneustidae. The transcript has 16 exons. The record is from RefSeq and is a predicted model, not a curated record.
CGAGCGCGCUUUCAGUUAUUGUCGCGAUCCCAAAACGGCGAGCUGCGUCCAAUUAUUUUUUUUGAUAGAUUUACACUAAAUAUUCAUCAUGGCAGAUGUUUCUGGUGUGACAGAAUUAUUAGCAAAAACAUCAGUUGAUCAACUCAUAGAAGUGUCAUUCUCUGGAAAAGGACUGAAGCUGAAUUCGGCAGAAGAUGCUAAGGAAGUUGUUGCAGCAAUAAAAGCCUGUGAUGGGAUGCAGUCAUUGAAGCUGAAUGGCAACACAGUUGGUGUGGAGGCAGCGAAGGCACUUGCAAAGUCACUCGAAUCUAAACCAGAGUUUCAGAGGGCGAGAUGGAGUGACAUGUUUACAGGGAGGUUACGAGCUGAAAUACCCCCAGCAUUGAUGAGUCUUGGUGCUGGCAUCAUGACAGCUGGGGCACACUUGGUGGAGCUUGACCUGAGUGAUAACGCGUUUGGUCCGGACGGAGUGAAGGCUGUUAGGGAAUUAUUAGAGAGUACAUCCUGCUACACACUCAGUGAGAUGAGGUUUAACAACAAUGGUCUUGGCAUUGGUGGAAAGUUAAUGGCAGAAGCCUUGAUCACGUGUCAUGAGAAGAGUACUAAGGCAGGCAAACCUCUGGCUCUCAAGGUUUUUAUAGCUGGAAGAAAUAGGCUAGAGAACCCUGGGGCAAUUGCAUUAGCCAAGGCUUUCAAGACAAUAGGAACAUUAGAAGAGAUUGCCAUGCCUCAGAAUGGUAUCAACCAUGAAGGUAUAACAGCACUUGCAGAAGCAGUAGAACACAGUCACAAUCUCAAGAUCCUGAAUUUAAAUGACAACACAUUCACAGCAAAGGGAGCGAUACCAAUGGCAAAGGCUGUAAAGAAUCUAAAGAAGUUAGAAGUGAUUAACUUUGGUGAUUGUUUGGUGAGAUCAGAAGGAGCAGAUGCUAUUGCAGACAGUCUGAGGGAAGGAGUUCCUAAUCUCAAGGAACUGAAUCUGGCAUUCGGUGAGAUCAAGAGGGAAUCCGCUGUCAGAGUAGCCGAGAGUAUGGACACCAAACCACAUCUGAAACUGCUCGACCUCAAUGGGAACAGUAUAGGAGAAGAAGGCAUAGAGUUAAUCCAAGGAAUCAUGGAUGCUAACAAUCAUGCUGAUGCUCUAGGAACCAUGAGCGACGACGAAGGAUCGGAUGAGGAGGAAGACGACGACGAUGACGAGUACGAAGAUGUGGAGGACGACGAGGAUGUCGAAGAUGAGAAAGGGGGACUGGAAUCCAAAGAUCCUCAUCUCCAAAUCAAAGGAACGGCCAUCUCACCAAGGAGAGAGGAACCAAAGUAUAUGAUCCCAGUCACGGCAGCAGACUUUCUAGCAUUCCCUACUGCCGAUAAGCUACAAGCUCUCGGGAACCAGCGUGCAGAGAAGAUUCUUCAGGAGCUAGGGGAUGAGGUUUAUGAGGAGUCGGCCGGUGUCAAGGCAUUCGUGAAGAUCUCGUCUGUGAUGGACCAGAAGAAUAAUAAUGUCAAAAAUGCAGUCUAUCAAUGCGCAGAUGCCAUUCUGAAGAAGCUAUUUGAUAAAUGCAAAGCUGAAACUGUUGUGAAUUCUGUUCUGGUUCAUCUUGGCCUGAUCAAGGGAGAAGAGAAGCUGAAGCCGGUUGGAGAUCCCUCAGGAAUGCUUCUGACUCUAGAACAUGCUGUCAAACAACACUACUAUCCCAAGAGCACAGCACAGAUCUUCAAGGCUUUCCUCUCAAAACCUGAUAACAGGAUCGAUAGAUGCGUCAAAGAGAAACAUCUUUUGCUACAAGCACUCUUUCAGCUUUGAACAGCACUGUUUACUUCGUCUCAACUGACGCUAUGGACUCUUUAUUGAAACCUUGUAAUGGGAGAUACAAUACAUUCCGCAUUGUUUUGUCCCAAGAAUAAGUUUUCAUUUUUGAAUAUUAAAGCAAUCUUUUUUUCUGUUUAUCUUGGAUCAUGGCAUGAUUUAAUUUGUUUCAAAGGAAGGAAGAUGACUUUU